This is a messenger RNA of Spinacia oleracea (spinach), 1194 nucleotides long. Its product is annotated as flavonoid 3'-O-methyltransferase FOMT. Gene Ontology annotation, molecular function: O-methyltransferase activity; protein dimerization activity. The transcript has 3 exons. The coding region runs from base 33 to 1124 and encodes 363 amino acids. The record is from RefSeq and is a predicted model, not a curated record. NCBI's taxonomy places the organism in Eukaryota, Viridiplantae, Streptophyta, Magnoliopsida, Caryophyllales, Amaranthaceae.
CUUUAGUAAGCAAAAGAAGAUGGCAAUCUCUGAUGGAGGAAGAAACUACAAUCUAUCAAGCCAUGCAAUUGACGACCGCAAUCGCAUUACCUAUGGCAUUGAAGACUGCCAUGGAUCUCGGCCUCCUCGAGAUCAUGGAUAAAGCAGGGCCUAGUACUCAUCUUUCUCCUUCCGACAUUGCUGCUCGUGUUGAUCCUAAUACGAACGACCACACCCGGAUGGUACAGAUGGUUGAUCGCAUCCUUCGACUCCUCAGCUCUCACUCUGUUGUGUAUUGCUCGGUAGUUGAGGAUGAGCACAACCAGAACGACGGUCAAGUCCAGAGGCUAUACACUUUAGCUCCUCUUUCGCGCUACUUCCUUCAAAGUAAAGAUGAUCAAGGUUCUUUAGCACCCAUGUUCAGUACGAUCAACGACAAGUUCAUGACCAACGUCUGGUACUACAUGAAAGACGCGAUUCUUGAAGGGGAAGUUGCAGUGGUUAAAGCAUAUGGCAAGGAUCCCAAGGAAGCUAUCGAGAAAGACGAAAGAUUUGCUUCAAUCUUCUAUGAUGCUAUGAGAGAGUUCAAUCCCUUGUUUAUAAACAAAGUUCUGAAAGAGUACAAGGGAUUUGAAGGACUGAAUUCAGUUGUGGAUGUGGGAGGUGGAAAUGGACAAAUCCUAAAAGCAAUCAUAUCAAAGUACCCAACAAUUACAGGCAUCAACUUCGAUUUGCCAAUAGUAAUUGAAAAGCAGCCCAUCCAUCCUGGUAUCGAGCACGUUGCAGGCGACAUGCUCACCAGCAUUCCUACAGGAGAUGCAAUAUUCAUGAAGUGGGUACUUAAAAACCUAGAUGAUAAACAGUGCUUGAAUGUACUUAAGAACUGCUACACAGCAUUACCAGAAGGUGGAAAACUCAUGCUAGUGGAGCUUGUAAUACCAGAUAUUCCAGACAGUAGCAUUACCAGCCGAAGUGUGUUUCAGUUUGAUGUGUACCUGACAAAUAUGAAUGCUGGAGGAAAAGAGAGGACCGCCGGAGAAUUUCAGGCACUUGCCAAAGCAGCAGGCUUUUCAGGCAUCAAAGCCAUGGUUCGGGCUUACGAUAUGACUCUUCUGGAAUUUCAUAAAACUGCUAGCACCAACUAAAAAGAAUACUGUGAAAGUUUAAUUUGUAUUGAAAGUAUUUCAAUGUAUCAAAUUGGAAGUUUAUGCUAAA